This is a messenger RNA of Nipponia nippon (crested ibis), 3186 nucleotides long. The record is from RefSeq and is a predicted model, not a curated record. NCBI's taxonomy places the organism in Eukaryota, Metazoa, Chordata, Aves, Pelecaniformes, Threskiornithidae.
AUGGCAAAAGUGAAGCAGAUCAUGGAAGAGGCGGUGACGAGGAAGUUUGUGCAUGAGGACAGCAGCCACAUCAUCUCCUUCUGCGCUGCGGUGGAAGCCUGUGUCUUGUACGGCUUGAAGCGGAGGGCGGCAGGAUUCCUGCGCAGCAACAAGAUAGCAGCUCUGUUUAUGAAGGUGGGCAAGAGCUUUCCUCUGGCAGAGGAACUUUGCAAGAAGGUGCAAGACCUGGAGCAGCUCAUUGAGAAUGCACGAAAUCAAGUCCAGGGCAUCCCGGAGAAUGUGCGCAAGAUGCCGAAGCUGCCCAACCUGUCUCCUCAAGCCAUCAAGCACCUCUGGAUCCGCACUGCCCUCUUUGAAAAGGUCUUGGAUAAAAUCGUGCAUUACUUGGUAGAAAAUAGCAGUAAGUACUAUGAGAAAGAAGCUCUCCUGAUGGAUCCUGUGGAUGGGCCAAUUCUUGCAUCUUUAUUGGUGGGGCCCUGUGCGCUGGAGUACACGAAGAUGAAGACCGCUGACCACUUCUGGACAGACCCCUCAGCUGACGAACUGGUUCAGAGGCACCGGAUCCACAGCUCGCACUGUCGCCAGGACUCGCCCACCAAGCGCCCGGCGCUCUGCAUUCAGAAAAGGCAUUCGAGUGGCAGUAUGGAUGACCGGCCAUCGCUGUCUGCCAGGGACUACGUGGAGUCGCUGCACCAGAAUUCCCGAGCCACGCUCCUCUAUGGCAAGAACAAUGUCCUGGUGCAGCCGCGAGAUGACAUGGAGGCAAUCCCGGGAUAUCUGUCCCUUCACCAGACUGCCGACAUCAUGGCGCUGAAGUGGACUCCCAACCAGCUGAUGAACAGCUCUGUGGGGGAUCUGGACUACGAGAAGAGUGUAUACUGGGACUAUGCCAUGACUAUUCGCCUGGAGGAGAUCGUCUAUUUGCACUGUCACCAGCAAGUAGACAGCGGUGGAACGGUUGUCUUGGUGAGCCAGGAUGGGAUUCAGAGGCCCCCGCUGCGGUUUCCCAGAGGAGGGCACUUACUGCAGUUCCUGUCCUGCCUGGAGAAUGGCCUCCUGCCCCACGGGCAGCUGGAUCCACCCCUCUGGUCGCAGCGGGGAAAGGGGAAGGUGUUUCCCAAGCUGAGGAAACGAAGUCCCCAGGGCUCCUCCGAGUCUGCGUCUGACAAGGAAGAUGACGAAGCCACAGAUUAUGUUUUCAGGAUAAUCUACCCAGGGACACAGUCUGAAUUUGUGCCCCAGGACCUGAUGGACACGCCGAGUGCUGGCCUGCCUCCCAUGUGGCAGCCCAGCACCCGCAAGUCCUCCUGCUCUAACGGCUGCAGCCAUGAAAGAGCUCCGCUGAAGCUCCUGUGUGACAAUAUGAAGUACCAAAUCCUCUCCCGGGCCUUCUACGGCUGGCUGGCCUAUUGCAGACACCUCUCCACGGUGCGAACCCACCUAUCUGCACUGGUUAACCACAACAUCGUGUCUCCUGAUGUGCCCUGCAAUGCCAGCUCGGGACUAACUGUGGACAUAUGGCAGAGAUACCUGCAGGACAGCACGAGUUACGAGGACCAGGAGCUGCUGCGGCUGAUCUACUAUGGUGGGAUCCAGCAUGAGAUCAGGAAGGCUGUCUGGCCCUUCCUUUUGGGCCAUUAUCAGUUUGGGAUGACAGAGGCAGAAAGGAAAGAGGCUGAUGACCAGAUCCGCACCUGCUACGAGCACACCAUGGCAGAGUGGCUGGGCUGCGAGGCCAUUGUCCGGCAGCGGGAGAAGGAGUCGCACGCAGCAGCUCUGGCCAAGUGCUCCUCUGGGGCCAGUCUGGAUUCCCACAUUCAGAGGAUGAUGCACAGGGACUCGACCAUCAGCAACGAGUCUUCGCAGAGCUGCAGCUCCGGCCGACAGAAUCACGCCCGGCUGCAGAGCGACUCCAGCUCCAGCACGCAGGUGUUUGAAUCUGUUGAUGAAGUGGAACAGACUGAAGCGGAUGCUCAGCUGGAAGAUGGCAAACAAAGCAAGAUCCCCAAUGGCACGGUUCCCAAUGGCACGUGUUCCCCUGAUUCUGGCCACCCCUCUUCCCAGAACUUCUCCAUUGCAUCGGGAUUCUCGGAGCGCAGCUUCAGCAAUGAGGACAGUGCCCUGGAAACCAACAAAUCCUCGGUCAGCUCUCAGGGAAAGGCUGGUGUGUCCGACGUGCCAGGCCCACAGGACCCGGAUGGUGCCCAGCAGGAGGAGAAGCUGCAGGGCCAAGACAGCCUGGAAGGUGAAUUUCCCACUGGUGGAAGCGUGGACUUUGUUCCCGUGGGUGAGAGCUCAGCAGGGGUCCUGCGUGAUCGUGACGCUGUGGCCCUGACUGUGGUGGAGAGCUGGGCAGACAGCGAAGCUGAAAAGCAAAGCUUGGUGGAGAGUGAAGAUAACCUCUCCGAGGAGCCAGAGAUGGAGAGUUUGUACCCGCAGCUGGAUUCUCUGGCUGUAGCUGAUCUGGCCAACAGUGAAACAUCUGCUGUCUCCUCGACAGGUGUCACCUACUCUCCAGAGCUACUGGACAUGUACACGGUGAACCUGCACCGCAUUGAGAAGGACGUGCAGCGGUGUGACCGCAACUACUGGUACUUCACCCCUGCCAACCUGGAGAAACUCCGCAACAUCAUGUGCAGCUACAUCUGGCAGCACAUUGAGAUCGGCUAUGUGCAGGGGAUGUGCGACCUGCUAGCCCCUCUCCUGGUCGUCCUGGAUGACGAGGCUCUGGCUUUCAGCUGUUUCACUGAGCUUAUGAAGAGGAUGAAUCAGAACUUCCCCCACGGGGGAGCCAUGGACACCCACUUUGCCAACAUGAGAUCACUGAUCCAGAUUCUGGACUCUGAGCUCUUCGAGCUGAUGCACCAGAAUGGUGAUUACACUCAUUUCUACUUCUGCUACCGGUGGUUUCUCCUGGACUUCAAGAGAGAGCUGGUGUACGAUGACGUGUUCGCCGUCUGGGAGACCAUCUGGGCAGCUGCACACGUUUCUUCUGCACACUAUGUGCUCUUCAUAGCCCUGGCUUUGGUGGAAAUGUACCGGGACAUAAUCUUGGAGAACAACAUGGAUUUUACAGACAUCAUCAAGUUUUUCAAUGAGAUGGCAGAGCGGCACAACACCAAGCAGAUCCUGAAGCUGGCUCGGGACCUUGUCUAUAAAGUUCAGACUCUGAUCGAGAACAAAUGA